Molecule: messenger RNA, 2286 nt
Organism: Plasmodium malariae
Lineage: Eukaryota; Apicomplexa; Aconoidasida; Haemosporida; Plasmodiidae
Product: STP1 protein
Exons: 3
Coding region: 1-2286 (761 amino acids)
Source: RefSeq, a predicted model, not a curated record
AUGGAAGGUUGUGCUUCCCGGGACUACAGUGGUUUAGGUUUUGCAGCAGGGCAUUACCUUGUGAAACCAGAAUUUAGACAAACUAAAAAUCAAAUUUUAUCUGGCCUUGCUUCUUUAGGAAAAAAGAUAAUUAAAGAAGAAUUCAGAAAAGAAUGCUUAGAACUGACUAAUUUUUUAAUUGAGAAAAAGGAUAAACCUCCACGAUUUACUAAUCCUAAGAGUUGGGUACCAGUACUUAGGAAUUAUUUUAAACAUAAAUUUGACAAGAUUACUCAACAUGGUGGAUGUCCUAUGAUUUUUGAUAAGAAAGAAAAAGAUCUUCUAGAAUUAAAAUAUGAUGCACUAGAUUUCUGUGAAAAAAAUAUAUCAUAUAAAAAUAAGCUAACUGCCUUCAAAAAGGGAAGUAAUAAAUAUGACUGUAGUAAUGAUACUCAGUGUAUACAAGAUUGUACAGAAUAUGAGACGUGGUUUAUAAGUAAAAAGGAAUAUUUUGAGAGUAAUAGAAAUCUCGUUAGAGAAAGUUGCACAUCUAAAAGCUCUUCAUCAGAAUUUCCUACAAAACAAUGCAACAUAAUGAAUUCUAGAAUGUUAAAUAAUAUUCCUAAAUGCCUACAUAAGAAACCACAGGAACCUACUCAAGCACCACCUAAAGAAAAAGUAUUAACCGAUCCAGAAUUAUAUCAAGUUAAUGCUAUAGAUUCGCCAGUAUCUCAAGAUCAAAGUAUAUCACAAGUGGAGUAUCUACCUGACGGCGCAUCUAAUAGUCCAUCUGAAGGACAAUCAAACAGUUUGUCAGAGGAUACACAUUCAGAUCCACCUCAACUACAAACAGAAUCCGAAGGAAACUCUGAGACAAGUUUAACUAACGUAACAGCAGAUACACAAUCUGGACACACUGAAAUAGCCAAAGAUCUUAAAAAUUUGGCGCCUGCAGAGGAAAAAAUACGCACUUCUACAGUACAGCCUUCAACUGUUCAAGAUACAAAAACAGAAAGUAUUACAGAACCUAUUAUGGUAUCAACUAAAUCACUAUAUCCUGAAGCCCCUUCUCGUAGUACUGCAGACCCUAAAAUUUAUGGUAACAUUAAUUAUAUUUACUUUCAUAUUUUUGUAAUAACUAAACAAAUUUAUGUAUGUAUAUAUAAAUUUAAUUCAGUUCCAGUAGAUAAUUCACAUAACCCAUAUUACGCUCUAAUGGGGAAGUUUAAAAAGAAGAAAAAUAUAAGAAGAAAAGUUAAAUUCCUCAGAAUACUACUACCUUCGCAUUCUGUUAAAAAAGACAUACUUUUAUCAGAUGAUCAUUUGGAUCAGACGAUACAUGAUGAUGAAGAAAUCAUAAAAAAAUUAAAAAUACAUGAACAUAACACUAUAAAUAAUACAAAUAUGCUAAAGAGAAAAAAGGACAGAUCCAAAACUAUUAUAGAAGUACAUAUGGAAGUACUUGAGGAAUUCAGAAAUGAAGAAUGGGAAUUAAAAAAAGGUGAAUUUUUAGCAGUAUGUCUAGAAGAAUACAAAUAUGAAAAACAUAGAACCUAUCCUAAUUUAAUAAAUUGUGAUCAAAUGGAAAAUAUUAAAUGUAGCAAUGAUAUUGAAGAAAAAAAAAUUAUAUGGAAUAAAUGGAUAGAAAAGCACAGAAAUCUUUCUGAAAAAUUGAAAAAAGAAGAUUGGUUUAAUAAUUUGAAAAAUGAAUGGAAAAAAGAGAAAGCUAUGGUAAAUGAAACGGAAGAAUUAAACAAGAAAUAUUUAAACGAAAAUGAAAAAGGUUCACAUUUAGAAAGGGAAAAAGAUGCAUGGAGAGGGUGGAUAUCAAACAGAGGUAAAAUUGUAGAACAUUAUUUGGAACAGGACUGGUUAAAGGGAUUAACAAAUGAAUUUGAUAAUAUAUUAGAUGAAUAUGAAAAUGAAGGAACUGAAAAUAGUGUAUCACUAAUAAAUAUAGAAGAAAUGGAACAUAACAAAAGUUGCGAAGAAUUAUAUAAGUAUAUUAAAAAAAAAUUAUUAUCAAAAUUGUGUGUGCUUGUAUUUAUGACAAUAUUAGAGGAGUGCAAAAAAGAGAAAAAUGUAGAAAAUAAGGAAUCAUAUUUAGACAGUUCAAUAAAUGAAUGUAAUUCAGAAAAAAAUUUAGAUAGGAAAUAUCACAUUAUAGAAAAUGUUGUUGAAAAGGGAAACAAUGUUUUGGAAAAUAGUGAAAAUACUGAAAUUUUUGAUUAUAAGGAAGAAAAUAAUUUUACAGAUGAAAUAAAGGAUUGGAUAGGAGAAGAUGAUAUAUAUGUAAAUUCUAUAUAA